AUGUCAGGAACCUCGGUUUCGGAGACCCCGGCACUGACACCUCAGUUCUGUUUUAAUGAAAAGCUCCUUCAAGAUUUUCUUCGCUUAUCCCGCUCAACAAUCGACGAUUCAAUUACACAGAACUUAAAUGCCUUGAUCACGCCCGCUCAAGAAGGGUUCGACCCGUCGUCAACCGCCGUGCGGCAAACCGAUUCUAGAGGCCAGAAAGUCAUCCACCCCGAGGCUUGCCAGGGCUUCAAAGAGAACGUGCUCUUCUCGUCAUGGCAGACUCGCUCUGAUGUCUUGAAUUAUUGCGCUGGGGUAGCUACCAGUCCCGAUCCCGAUGAUCCGGAUUUGAUUCUUCGAGAGAACGAGUCCGCCCGGGACCGAGAGCGAGUUGUUGAUGAACGACUGGACCCAUAUUCGGGUCGCUUUUUCCCUAAGGAGCCUCGAACCGAGUCACUGGCUAAUUUGGUUCGCAACCAGCGCAUGGUGGAGGAAAUCAUACGAGCUCGGACAUGGGGGUUGGUAUCAGAAAGAUGUGGCGCUGGCUCGUCAUGGGAAGAUGCUCUCAAUAGUUGGCGACACAAGCACCAACGAUGA
This is a messenger RNA of Penicillium pulvis, 582 nucleotides long. Its product is annotated as MIX23 family protein. Gene Ontology annotation, cellular component: mitochondrion; mitochondrial intermembrane space. Bases 1 to 582 code for a protein of 193 amino acids. The record is from RefSeq and is a predicted model, not a curated record. Lineage: Eukaryota; Fungi; Ascomycota; Eurotiomycetes; Eurotiales; Aspergillaceae. The transcript has 2 exons.